ACUUUCUCACAUUUAGUGUGUACUUAGCUUGUAGGCAAACCGAAAUGUCAGUCUGAGAUUCCGAUCUUGGUAAUGGAGUAUUUUUGGUCAAACCGUGUGACGGCAGCCGUGUGGAAUCUCUAAAUGUUGACAUACAUUCAGUUAAUCUCCGAGCAAAAAUGAAUUCACUAGAAGAUGUUGAACUUAAUCUUCCAAUGGAUACUAUGUCUAUACUUAAUAAAUUCCUUCUUGAGAAAGAAGAAAGAGAGCGAAAAGAGCAAGAUAGAAUUCUAGCCAAGACAGGAACUAGUUCUAUGUUUGAAGAAGAUUGGCAACUUAGUCAGUUUUGGUACAGUAAUAAUACCCGGACUGCUCUCGGAAAAGUUGUGAAGAAACUUUUAGGACCAGACGCACAAGUCGCUCUCCUAUCCUGUCCAUCGCUUUAUAAAACUAUCAAGGACAUGCAUGACCAUGUAAGAUUAUUUGAAUUCGAUAAAAGGUUCUCAAUAUUCGGCGAUGAUUUCAUCCACUACGAUUUCAAUGAAGCUUUUUGUGAACCCGAGUAUUUCAUUCACCAUACAGCAAUCUACGACAUAAUAAUAGCCGAUCCUCCAUUUCUUUCGGAAGAAUGUAUAACUAAAACAGCACAUAUUAUAAAAAAAUUAAUGAAACCAUGUGCAAAACUAGUUUUCUGUUCAGGGGAAAUUGUCGGGCCUUGGAUCGCGAAGUACCUUUACCUCAAGCCCUACAAUUUCCGUCCAGAACAUGAAAGAAACCUAGCUAAUGAAUUCGUUUGUUAUGCAAAUUUUAAUAUAGAUGAAUUGUUAUAA
This is a messenger RNA of Eupeodes corollae, 809 nucleotides long. RefSeq names its product protein-lysine N-methyltransferase CG9154. The coding region runs from base 159 to 809 and encodes 216 amino acids. The transcript is spliced from 4 exons. Lineage: Eukaryota; Metazoa; Arthropoda; Insecta; Diptera; Syrphidae. Gene Ontology annotation, biological process: methylation. Gene Ontology annotation, molecular function: protein-lysine N-methyltransferase activity; nucleic acid binding. The record is from RefSeq and is a predicted model, not a curated record.